CACUAUGGAUCCACUGCCUACUUCUCAGAGCGUAGUUUUAACGGGAUAUUAUUUAAAUAAUGAAUCCACUGAUGGUGUUGCGAAUAGCGUAAAGGAGGAGACGGAACUCUCUUCACCAGGUCGAAGAUGUGGGCAGUAUAGUAUGAACCAAGUGCAUUCCAGUAACACUAUGGCGAAGCUUCAGUAUGAACGGUCCUACUCCCAGGAUUCUCUGGACGAACUGUCCAUGGAUGACUACUGGAGUGAAGUGGAACACAUCCAAACAACUCAGGAAAAUGAUCAGGAAGAGCGAGAGGAGAUGGCUGUGAAAGUGCCUGAUGAAGGGGAAGUGGAAGAAGAGUGGCUGAAGGACGCAGGUCUUUCAGGACUAGUCAGUGGAGACACCCAGGAGAGCAUGGCAUUACUGUCAACCCUGACCCGUACCCAAGCAGAAGCUGUUCAGAGAAGAGUGGAAACAUUUACAAUGACAAUGAGAAAAAAGAACAAACAACACUUUCCUGAUGUCAGGGACAUCUUUAGUCUACAGGCCUCAAGUACAAAUGAAGCUUCAGCUGCUGCAAUUGAUGAAAAUGAAAGGGAAGAUACCACUGAGAAAAUGGAAGGGCAGCUGAUUGAACCAGCUAUCAAGGCUGAAGGUAUUCAACAAACAGCUGAUAUAAAUUUAGAAAUAUCUUACUCUGAGCAGGCUGCAAAAAGAAAAAAAAAAUCAAGCAACAUAAAUCCCAAAGGAGAGGAUGAUGCAUCCCUGCCUAACUACCGGCUGCCAAAAGAAAAGACAGGCACCACUAAGGCCGGAAAUCUCGCACCUCAGGACAUGAAGAAAGUGCGUUCAUUGGCUCUGAUUGAAAUAACAGCUCUUUACGAUACGGUUGGUGUGGAUUUCAAGCAUCAUAAAGCAAUUAAAGUCAAAAUUAGAGAAACGGGAUUGUUUGGAGUUCCGCUUUCAAUGCUAUUGGAACAGGAUCAGAAAAAAGUACCAGGAACCAGGGUCCCACUCAUAUUUCAGAAACUUAUUAUUCACAUAGAGGAAGAAGGGUUGAACACGGAAGGGAUUCUCCGAAUACCUGGACUUACAUCAAGAAUUAAGAGUCUGUGUGAAGAGCUAGAAGCACAGUUCUGUGAAGGAACUUUUAGCUGGGAAAAUGUACGUCAGCAUGAUGCAGCAAGUAUACUAAAGCUCUUUGUAAGAGAGCUGCCACAUCCGCUUGUCACUCUGGAGUACCUUGAUGCCUUUCUAGCUGUACAAAAUCUAUCAAGUAGAAAACUUCAGCUACAGGCUCUUAACUUGCUGGUGCUUCUCCUCCCAGACCAAAAUAGGGACACACUGAAGUCAUUGCUUGAAUUUCUUCAGAGAUUAAUAGACAACAAGGAAAGCAACAAAAUGACACUAAACAACGUUUCUGUCAUCAUGGCACCCAACCUGUUUAUGUUCAAAGGAUAUUGUACAAAAACACAGUUAGAAAUGGCUGCUGGGACAAGCAACAUAAUGCGCUAUUUGAUUAAAUACCAAGAGUUGCUUUGGAUGAUUCCAAAGUUUAUUAUGAAUCAAGUGCGACAACAAAACAUUGAAAACCAUAAAAAGCUGUCCAAGGAAAAAGCUAUGAAAAAGCUCCUGAAAAAGAUGGCAUAUGAUAAAGAUAAGCAUGACCGGAGCCAAACUGAGAAGAGUCUACCCAAUUCAGUCACUCUUCAAGGUGUAAUACGAGUUCAGGCACCAUCUCUUUCCAAAGUUUCCAUGGCGAUUCAACUAACAGAAGAGCUCAAAGCUGGUGAUAUUCUGGCACGUUUCCAGCAAUGUCUUAGUCAGAGCAGGAUGGCUGAAUCUCCGCACAAAGAGGAAGUUUGCUUAUAUGAAAUUGGAGGAAAUAUUGGAGAACGCUGUCUGGAUAAUGAUACGUACAUGAAAGACCUAUACCAACUUAAUCCAAAUGCAGAGUGGGUCAUAAAGCCUCGGUGUCAAUAAAGUUAUACUAUUAAUAGAAGGACAGCAUGCUUAGGAAAUACUGGAGACGACUGGCCCUGUACAGCAAAGGAAGUGACACCAACCAGACAGACUCUUUAUACCAGUACUGGAAUCUUAUUAUAGGCAGUA
Messenger RNA from Carcharodon carcharias (great white shark), 2092 nucleotides. It is a transcript of the gene arhgap18, whose product is annotated as Rho GTPase activating protein 18. Gene Ontology annotation, molecular function: GTPase activator activity. Gene Ontology annotation, biological process: regulation of actin filament polymerization; regulation of small GTPase mediated signal transduction; signal transduction. Gene Ontology annotation, cellular component: cytoplasm. NCBI's taxonomy places the organism in Eukaryota, Metazoa, Chordata, Chondrichthyes, Lamniformes, Lamnidae. The record is from RefSeq and is a predicted model, not a curated record. The transcript is spliced from 15 exons. Bases 5 to 1963 code for a protein of 652 amino acids.